CCGUUCUUUUAGGGUCCGUUCGUCUAUCGUCGUCGAUGAUGCUUCUCCUAUUCUUCCGCUCCGCCGCCGGUCACCUCCUCCGGCUUUCCUCGUCACCGUUUCCGAUCCUUUGCCGGAGCAGAAUCUCGAGAUCUACUUCGAAUAAACGCUUCUCUCUCUUCUUCUCUUCCUCUCCCAAGACCCUUCAAACCCACCUUAAACCCUGCUCGUCGUCUCCAGAGAAGAAUGCGUUUCUUUUCAAGGGCGAUGAGCGUGUGGCGGGGCUUGUUGAAUCGGCCGUCGAGAACGUUGACCGGUUUCAUAGUUCGAGCACGAUUGUGGCGAUUGUGACUCCAAUUGGUGGGCCACCUGGUGCGGUGGGAAUCGUGCGUAUGUCGGGACCUACAGCUGUGGAAGUCGCCGGCCGAGUGUUUCGGCCGAAGACGAAGAGGAGGAACAUGGGUCGGGUUCCGGGUCCGGGUUCUUGGCGACCUACGAGUCAUCUCGUGGAAUACGGUGUCGUCGUUGAUUCAAACGGCAAUGUCAUUGAUGAGGUUUUAGCAGUGGCAAUGUUGGCUCCGAGGUCAUAUACUCGUGAGGAUGUAGUUGAGCUCCAGUGUCAUGGGAGCGAAGUGUGUCUUCGUCGUGUUUUGAGGUCAUGUAUGGAAGCAGGAGCAAGGCUGGCAGAACCAGGAGAGUUCACACUCCGGGCCUUUCUCAAUGGUCGGUUAGACCUUUCCCAAGCUGAAAACGUGGAAAGACUUAUCUCGGCCAAGUCUACUGCUGCUGCUGAUGCUGCUUUGGAAGGGAUUCAGGGAGGGUUUUCGUCAAUGGUCAAAUCACUAAGAGCACAAUGUAUUGAGCUCCUUACUGAAAUCGAAGCUCGCUUAGAUUUUGAGGACGAGAUGCCUCCACUUGACAUAAAUGAAGUUGUCACCAAAAUAAACACCAUGUCUGAAGACGUAGAAAGCGCAUUAGAAACGGCAAAUUAUGACAAACUUCUUCAGAGCGGGUUGCAGAUAGCUAUCGUUGGCCGUCCUAAUGUCGGGAAAUCAAGUCUUCUAAACGCAUGGAGCAGGAGUGAGAGAGCCAUUGUUACGGAAAUUGCCGGAACCACUCGUGAUAUCGUGGAAAGCAAUGUUACCGUCCGUGGGGUACCUGUGACACUUCUUGACACAGCCGGCAUUAGAGAAACCAUUGACAUAGUUGAAAAAAUCGGAGUUGAGAGAUCUGAAGCGGUUGCAAAGGGUGCUGAUGUCGUAAUCAUGGUGGUGAGUGCUCUUGAUGGAUGGACUCAAGAAGACAGUGAACUUCUUCAUAAGAUCCAAUCUAACAAGAAACAGCCUAUGAUUCUCGCGAUCAACAAAAUUGACUGUGCUCCUUCUGUCGACUCUCAACUGAAAGAAGAUGUGAGAAAAAACAUGGUGGAAGCUAUCCAUAAGCAUGUCUUCACUUCUGCUGUCACAGGCCAAGGAAUCGAAGAGCUCGAAGUGGCUAUUCUUGAAAUUCUUGGUCUCGAUCGGAUUCCCACUGGUGGGCAUCGAUGGACUGUGAACCAGAGACAAUGCGAGCAGUUGGUACGGACAAGGGAGGCAUUAGUGAGGCUAAAGAGAGCGAUAAGAGACGAGAUGCCAACAGACUUCUGGACGAUAGAGUUGAGAGAGGCCGCUUUGGGGCUUUCUCAGAUAAGCGGUGAUGACGUUUCGGAAGAGGUCCUCUCCAGCAUUUUCAGCAACUUCUGCAUUGGCAAGUGAUAUACAUACACAUAUAUAUAUAUAUAUAUAUACACAAAUGUUGUAUUAGUCUCUAAUCAAUGUAUACAUGCGAAUGGAAUGAAUUAUUCGUAGUUAGGUAGUUAUUGGGCCCAGCCCAAUACAAUGGAAGUAACUGAUGAUUUUUGGGCUUAAUUUACGCGCGCGUGUGUAUGUAUUUUAAUAUUACGGUUUAAUGUUAACUAAGUCGCUUAA
Tarenaya hassleriana is the source of this 1946-nucleotide messenger RNA. Its product is annotated as tRNA modification GTPase MnmE. The record is from RefSeq and is a predicted model, not a curated record. The transcript has 10 exons. Gene Ontology annotation, cellular component: cytosol; cytoplasm. Gene Ontology annotation, molecular function: GTP binding; protein binding; GTPase activity. Gene Ontology annotation, biological process: tRNA methylation; tRNA wobble uridine modification. The coding region runs from base 36 to 1733 and encodes 565 amino acids. Lineage: Eukaryota; Viridiplantae; Streptophyta; Magnoliopsida; Brassicales; Cleomaceae.